AUGGAACAGCAACUGAGCGAUGAAGAAGAACCUCAACCUGUAGUCCUUAGAGCAGAGAUCCGGAGGAGGAGAAGAAAGAUGAAAGCCUUCACCUCCACCUUCUCCGUGGCCAUGGACCAGAUAGCCGUCGAGUUCGUCCUCCCCUCCACCACUAAGAGUAGCCGCAGCCCGGACACCUUGCUCCUGGAGGUGGCUGGGAACUGGACGGUGGAGCAGGUGAAAGCCCAGGUGUGGCUGAGGGUAGUAGCCACCAACCUGUGUCCCGAGUUCUACCAGAAGUAUUCCCCUGACCACUGCAUCCUGCUCUACCAGAAGAAGGGCAACUGGUGUGAGAUCUACGAUAAGCACCAGGUGUUUCAGACCCUGGACUGCGUCCGCUACUGGAAAGCUCUGAAGAAAGAUGUGGGGAAGAUCCACCUGACGUGCCGGCCUCAGCCCUCCGAGGAGUCCACACAGUACCAGAGGUACCUCAACUACCUGAUUGGCUACGACGUCACCGACGUCAGCAACGUGCACGAUGACGAGCUGGAGUUCACCCGGAGGAAGCUCCUCACACCCCGCAAGAUCGAGCUGUCCGACCGGGACCCCAAACUAUACUCAAUGGACCCUUGGAUCACAUCCAAACACCUCCCGGAGUACCUGCUCACCAAGGUGACCAAGAGUCACAUCCUGCUGGUCAUUCACAGGAACAAGGCCAGCCAGACCAUCAAGGUGUCCAUCGAUGACACGCCCGUCCAGGUGCUCCAGACCUUCUUUACGAAGAUCUCCAAUAAGAGGGCUCUGCUGGGAGUUCCUGAGGAUGUUUGUGAGGCAGACUACGUCCUGAGAGUGUGUGGCAGGGAAGAGUAUAUCUAUGGGAACCACCCGGUCAGGGACUUCCACCGGGUCCGACAGUGUCUGAAGAACGGAGAGGAGAUCCAUCUGGUUCUGGAGUCGGCUCCUAAUCCGGGUCAAGACCUAGUCCAGAGAGAGGACUGGGCACAGGUGGAUGACUGUACUGGAGUGGCAGGCACCCAUGAGCAGCUGACGAUCGACGAGAAAGACCAUGAGCGGGUCUUCACCAUCUCUCUGUGGGACUGUCACAGGAACUUCAGGGUUAAAGUCCUGGGCAUAGACAUCCCGGCUUUGCCGAGGAACCCUGAGCUGAUCGUGUAUGUGGAGGCCAGUAUCUUCCAUGGCCAGCAGCUCCUGGCUCAGGAGAGGACCUCCUCCAAGGCUUUCAUUGAGGAGGUGCUGUGGAACGCCUGGCUGGAGUUCAAUAUACGCAUCAGAGACCUGCCCAAGGGGGCUCGCCUCAGCUGUAUAAGGUGUGGAGGAUCCCCAGGUGGAGGUGGCAGUGGCAGCCAUGAUGGUAGCAAGACUAAGAGUCGUCUGCUGUACUACGUCAACCUGCUGCUGGUGGACCACCGCUCGCUGCUGCGCCAGGGAGAGUUCAUCCUCCACAUGUGGAAGAUGCCUGAGAAGACCGAGGACAACAGCAGUGUCAAUGCAGACAAGCUGACCUCAGCCACCAACCCAGACAAGGCCUCCUCCAUGGCUGUAGCCAUCCUGCUGGACAAGUACUGCUACCCAGUAGCCCUGCCCAUGAGCAGGGAGGGCAAGGCUGCUGGAGGGGAGGGGAGGGAGGCCGAGGGAGGGGAGAGGGGUCAAAGGGAGAUGCCUAACCACCUGAGGAAGCAGUUUGAGGUAAUUGUUGAGACCGAUCCACUGCACCCUCUCAGCCAAGAAGACAAAGAGCUGCUGUGGCACUUCAGAGAGGAGUGUAUGCGUCACCCCAGGGCAUACCCCAAGCUGCUGGGCUCUGUGCUGUGGGGUAGACAGGAGGCUGUCCUGGCCACUCAUAGGCUGCUGGAGAGGAGCUCUGUGUGGGACCGUAGUGUGGUGGAUGUGGGCCUGGCCAUGCAGCUGUUAGACUGCCACUACUCUGAUGCUCACGUCCGCUCCAUGGCCGUACGCAAGCUGGAGACCCUGGGGGACGACGACGUCCUGAGGUACCUACUGCAGCUGGUCCAGGCUGUGAAGUUUGAGCCGUACCAUGACAGUGCCCUGGCCAGGUUCCUGCUGAAGAGAGCUCUCAGGAGUAAGAGGAUAGGUCAUUUCCUUUUCUGGUUCCUGAGGAGUGAGAUCGCCCAGUCCAUGCACUACCAGCAGAGGUACGCUGUGCUGCUGGAAGCCUACCUCCGAGGCUGUGGAGGGGACAUGCUGCAGGACUUCAGACGCCAGGUGGAGAUGACAGAAGCCCUGCAGAAAGUCACCAGGGAGAUCAAGGCCAUGUCUGCUGAGAAAUAUGAUGUUUCUGCACAAGUUGUGUUCCAGCUGCGUCAGAAGCUGGAGAACCUGCAGACGUCUGGGCUGCCAGAGAGCUUCAGAGUGCCCUAUGACCCGGGUCUACAGGCUGGUGCUCUGGUGAUAGAGCAGUGUAAGGUGAUGGCCUCUAAGAAGAGACCGCUGUGGCUGCAGUUUAAGAGGGCUGACCCCACCACCCUGUCCAGUGACACCAUCGGGGUGAUCUUUAAGGACGGGGAUGACCUCAGGCAGGACAUGCUCAUUCUACAGAUUCUGCUGAUCAUGGAGUCCAUAUGGGAGGAAGAGUCUUUGGACUUGUCCUUACUGCCCUACGGCUGUAUCUCUACUGGUAUAAAAUAGGUAUGGAUGAUUGAGAUAGUGAAAGAUGCCACCACUAUUGCCAACAUCCAGCAAAGCGUUGUGGGAAGCACAGGAGCAUUCAAGGACGAGAUCCUCAACCAAUGGCUGCGGGACAAGUGUGUGAGCGAGGAAAAGUUCCAGCAGGCGGUGGAGAGGUUUGUGUUCUCCUGUGGAGGGUACUGUGUGGCCACCUACGUGCUGGGGGUAGGAGACAGACACAACGACAACAUCAUGAUCACUGAAUCUGGUAACCUGUUCCACAUAGACUUUGGCCACAUACUGGGGAACUAUAAGAGUUUCCUGGGUAUCAGUAAGGAGAGGGUUCCCUUCGUCCUCACCCCUGACUUCCUCUAUGUCAUGGGCGCAUCAGGGAAGAAGAGCAGCCCACACUUCCAGAGGUUCCAGGAUGUAUGUGUGCGGGCCUACCUGGCUCUGAGGCAUCACACCAACCUCCUUGUCAUCCUGUUCUCCAUGAUGCUGAUGACAGGCAUGCCUCAGCUCACCAGCAAAGAAGACAUCGAGUACAUCCGCGAAGCGCUGACUGUGGGCCGGCCGGAGGAGGAGGCACAGCGCCACCUGCUGGACCAGAUAGAGAUCUGCAGGGACAAGGGCUGGACCGUGCAGUUCAACUGGUUCCUACACCUGGUGCUGGGCAUCAAGCAGGGGGUGGAUAAACGCUCGGCUUAGGGGGCUCCCCUUGUGGUGCCAAUGGCUUAGUGGGCUGGCAACACCAGUGUGAUGGGUUCGAAUCCCACAAGGGCCACAUAUGUGAUAACUCUAUACCACUUUAGGUUCAAUUACUAUGUUGAUUAGACUCCCAAAUAAGGAGAGGGAGAUAUAGUCAAAGACCAAAGUCUGGUUCUAAAAGUUUGUCAACCCUUCUCAAUUAUGUAAGCAGCUGUUCCAAUACAUUGCUCAUUGACUGUACCAUGGACUGUAUACAGUACCAGUCUUAUUUUUGCACUUUCAAGAUCAAAACCUGAUCUUACCAUAUGUUUAUGGGUUAUACAUAAAGGUUGACUCCUGUUCGCUUCCUAAUGCA
Messenger RNA from Oncorhynchus keta (chum salmon), 3688 nucleotides. RefSeq names its product phosphatidylinositol 4,5-bisphosphate 3-kinase catalytic subunit gamma isoform. Gene Ontology annotation, cellular component: cytoplasm; phosphatidylinositol 3-kinase complex, class IB; phosphatidylinositol 3-kinase complex, class IA. The record is from RefSeq and is a predicted model, not a curated record. The transcript has 15 exons. Gene Ontology annotation, biological process: phosphatidylinositol-mediated signaling; cell migration; phosphatidylinositol-3-phosphate biosynthetic process. NCBI's taxonomy places the organism in Eukaryota, Metazoa, Chordata, Actinopteri, Salmoniformes, Salmonidae. Gene Ontology annotation, molecular function: 1-phosphatidylinositol-4-phosphate 3-kinase activity; 1-phosphatidylinositol-3-kinase activity.